GGGAAGGAUGCUCCACUCCCACGUGUUCCCCAGGAACACCACCACCUCCAUCACUGCAGCGCUGGGAACACCUGGGAGAGAAGACACUAAAGAUUAAGAGGGUGACAAAGAGGCGACUGCUUACACAGCGCCCGCCUAAGCCGCCUUGAAGAGAGCAAGGCAAGAGCCCCGCUGCCCGCAGAGCUGCUCGAGCACCCAGCGCCUCACCAGACCCACCGCACGGGAUCCAGAGGGACAGGACAGGGAGAGGUCAGGAACGCCGGGUCGGGAAUGGCUGCGUCUCCGGAGGGGUCAGUGGUGAGCGCCGGGCUGGACGAGAGCCCCACGGGGCUAAGCCCGGCCCCGGGCAAGGCGCUGAGCCCGGUGCUGCUGUGCAAGGUGUGCGGGGACACCAGCAGUGGGAAGCACUACGGCAUCUACGCCUGCAACGGCUGCAGCGGCUUCUUCAAGCGCAGCGUCCGCAGGAAGCUCAUCUACAGGUGCCAGGCGGGAACGGGGCUGUGCCCAGUGGACAAGGCACACCGCAACCAGUGCCAAGCCUGCCGGCUCAAGAAGUGCCUGCAGGCUGGCAUGAACAAGGAUGCCGUGCAGAACGAGCGCCAGCCCCGCAGCACAGCCCAGGUCCGGCUGGACAGCAUCGAGCUGGACGCUGAGCUGCCCCCAGAGCACGUGGCCACCACACGUGAGGUGCCGCCAUCGCCCUGUCCUGCUCCUCGUGGUCCCAGUGCCACUGUCACUGUCACCUCGGGUCCCCGGGCACCCACACCACCCACCAACCAUCGCUUCAUGGCCAGCCUGAUGACGGCCGAGACCUGCGCCAAACUGGAGCCCGAGGAUGCUGAUGAGACGGUGGAUGUGACAGGCAGUGAGCCAGAGCGGGCGGCUGGUGAGUACCAGGUGUCACCAUACCCGGCAGCCAGCCCUGAGAACAUCUACGAGACCUCUGCACGGCUCCUCUUCAUGGCUGUGAAGUGGGCCAAGAACCUGCCUGUCUUCUCCAACCUGCCCUUCCGUGACCAGGUGAUCCUGCUGGAGGAAGCAUGGAGCGAGCUGUUCCUGCUCUGCGCCAUCCAGUGGUCCAUGCCCCUGGAGAGCUGCCCGCUGCUGGCUGUCCCUGAGCCGGCCCCUGGGAAGCUGCUGCCCGCUGCCCUGGAUGUCCGGGCACUGCAGGAGACCCUCGGCCGCUUCAAGGCGCUGGCCGUCGACCCCACUGAGUUUGCCUGCAUGAAGGCUGUGGUGCUCUUCAAACCAGGUGAGGGCACCCCAGCACCUGCCACUGGCCGUCCCCCUGCCCCCACCCCACCCCGUCACCCCCCUGUCCCCACAGAGACCCGUGGCCUGAAGGACCCCGAGCAGGUGGAGAACCUGCAGGACCAGUCGCAGGUGAUGCUGGGCCAGCACAACCGUUCCCACUAUCCUGGGCAACCCGUCAGGUUCGGGAAGCUGCUGCUGCUCCUCCCGGCGCUGCGCUUCAUCUCCUCAGAGCGUGUGGAGCUGCUCUUCUUCCGCCGGACCAUUGGCAACACCCCUAUGGAGAAGCUGCUGUGUGACAUGUUCAAGAACUGA
Myiozetetes cayanensis is the source of this 1566-nucleotide messenger RNA. RefSeq names its product nuclear receptor subfamily 2 group E member 3 (gene NR2E3). The record is from RefSeq and is a predicted model, not a curated record. NCBI's taxonomy places the organism in Eukaryota, Metazoa, Chordata, Aves, Passeriformes, Tyrannidae. Gene Ontology annotation, molecular function: RNA polymerase II cis-regulatory region sequence-specific DNA binding; nuclear receptor activity; zinc ion binding. Gene Ontology annotation, biological process: positive regulation of transcription by RNA polymerase II; cell differentiation; negative regulation of transcription by RNA polymerase II.